CUCUGGGGAAAAGCUGCUGGAGGUAAGGAGGGAGCCACAGCCUGAGCUGAGGCAGAGGCAGAACAGCAGCAGCAGCAGGCGGGGCCAAGUGGAGUCGGAGCAGUCUGGAGCCAAGUGUGGCACUUACCGUCACAGGCAAUGCCUGGGAGUAACUCUGCUGAAUCAACUCUCAUGACUUCUAGCCAAGGGUCUUCAAAAACAACUGAGAAGCGCCAAGCAGAUGAGAGUGAGGUAUUUACCAGAAUGUCCUACUUGGCAAUUGAGACCAACACCAAUGCUUCAUCAUCCAGUGGAUCUCUGCCACCCCAAAAGAGUGUGCUGCGAACAGUAUUUAACAUGCCAUGGCUUCUGAUAAUGGCCUUUGCCUUCCUCCCAAGAGCCUUCAUAAAGGCUUGUAUCUCCAUAAAAAACCUAAUCACCUUGCAGAAUGGCAAGAAAUUCUUCAAGAUCCUGCUGUUGCUAGUUCCAAUCAUUUAUGCAGGUAUUUACUGUGUUGGCUCACUAUCGUCCAGGAGAUUAGUAGAGGGGCUAGCAUCACAGGAAACGACAGAGCUACACGAAACAGAGCUGAAGUCACUGUGGCAGUCACACACUUUAUUAGAAGAAAAAGUCCAUGAAAUAGAACACAUUAAAGAGCAGAUGCAGCAUCUGCGUGCAGAGAUCAAUGGUGUGAUGGAGGGUAUCCUGCAUUCUGUUCAAGAAAUCCUGGAGGAGAGCGACAUCCCAGGAGAGAACAGAGAUCAAGUGCUAGAGAUGAUAAAUGUAGCAUUUAAGAAGGUUUAUGAGGACCGUGUCCAGAUGCCUGACUGGGCUCAGAAAUCAAUAGGUGCCACCAUUGAUACAGACAGAACAUCUAAGAGUUUUGAACUUGGGAGAACAGAAGGGUGUUGUUUUGGUUCAUGGUUCUUUUCUUCUGCAAACCCUCCAGAUACUAUUUUACAGCCAGAUGUUCACCCUGGAAACUGCUGGGCUUUCCAAGGAUCUAAAGGUCAGGUAGUAAUUAAGUUGCCUGAAAAAAUUUACCCAACCGCUGUUACACUUCAGCACAUCUCUAAGGCAAUCUCUCCCUCUGGAGAUAUAACUAGCGCCCCAAAGGAUUUUGCUGUGUGUGGACUGGAUGAGGAAACAGGGAAAGAAACUCUACUGGGAACUUUUAUGUAUGACUCAGGAAAAGAGACCAUUCAAACUUUCCAACUGAAGAGUGAACUUUCCAAAUUUUUUGUUUACAUAAAAUUCAAUGUGCUGAGUAACUGGGGCAACCCAGAGUACACUUGUGUUUAUCGAGUCAGGGUACAUGGGAAGAUGACAGACAAGAGCUGAGGCCUGUAGUAAGAAGACAUGCAGUGAGAACACCAUCA
Messenger RNA from Chelonoidis abingdonii (Abingdon island giant tortoise), 1358 nucleotides. Lineage: Eukaryota; Metazoa; Chordata; Testudines; Testudinidae. The record is from RefSeq and is a predicted model, not a curated record.